AUGAGCACCUUUCCAGACAGAGUGCACUGGACUAAGGAGGAGAAUUACAUGUUCAGGCUCUCGGCCUUCCGGGACCCGCUGCGGGCCUGGCUGCGGGACAACCCGCGGGCCGUGUCCCCGGAGCCCUUCUACCAGCGCGUGCUGCGCUGGCUGGACGAGGACCUGCCGGACCUGUCUGUCUCCCGGGAGAGCAGCCGCCUGCCGUGGGGCAUCCCCGUGCCUGGGGACCCCACGCAGACCGUGUACGUGUGGGUGGACGCCCUGGUGAAUUACCUGAGCGCGGUGGGCUACCCUGAGGCCCACGGGCAGUGGUGGCCCUGCGCCCACCACGUGGUGGGCAAGGACAUCCUCAGGUUCCACGCCGUCUACUGGCCGGCGCUGCUGAUGGCGGCCGGGCUGCCUCCCCCCGAGCGGAUCCUGGUGCAUUCCCACUGGACUGUCCACGGGCAGAAGAUGUCCAAGAGCCUGGGCAACGUGGUGGAGCCUGGGCCCUGCAUGGGGCGGUUCUCAGUGGACGGGUUCCGGUACUUCCUGCUGCGGCAGGGCGUGCCCGAGCGCGACUGCGACUUCUACCACCAGAAGGUGGUGAAGCUCCUGAACUCCGAGCUGGCAGAUGCGCUCGGGGGGCUCCUGAACCGGUCCACAGCCCCCAGCAUCAACCCCAGCAACACCUACCCGCGCUUCUCCGAGGCUUGCUUUCCAAAGGUCUCGGACUGCAGGGAGACAAAAGGUGCAGGGAGGGCUUCUGCAGAGGACUAUGAGUUCCUGGCAUCCGUGGCUUCUCUGCCUCUGCGGGUGGCUACUUGUUUUGAAAACUUCCAGAUCUACAAGGCUUUGGAGUGUAUCUCUCUCUGCGUGAGGCAGACCAACAGCUUCUUCCAGAGGCACAGGCCUUGGAAACUUGACCGGCAGGACCCCAUGGAGCAGCUCUGGCUGGACACCAUCAUCCACGUCACCCUGGAGUCCCUGCGUGUCUGUGGGACCCUUCUGCAGCCUGUCAUCCCCCACACUGCCCACAGGCUGCUCUCCAGGCUGGCUGUGCAGCCCCAAGAGAGAGGGCUUUUGGGUCUGACGUUCCUGCCACGCUACCAUGGGAAGCCCUGUCCCUUUGAAGGGAGGCAGCUCGGAGAGGACACCGGCCUCUUGUUUCAUAGACUGGAGAAGUCAGACCAGCAUGAGACAGGAACCAAGGAGCUCUAG
Molecule: messenger RNA, 1200 nt
Organism: Chaetura pelagica (chimney swift)
Lineage: Eukaryota; Metazoa; Chordata; Aves; Apodiformes; Apodidae
Gene: MARS2
Product: methionyl-tRNA synthetase 2, mitochondrial
Exons: 2
Coding region: 1-1200 (399 amino acids)
Biological process (GO): methionyl-tRNA aminoacylation
Molecular function (GO): methionine-tRNA ligase activity; ATP binding
Source: RefSeq, a predicted model, not a curated record